This is a messenger RNA of Bufo bufo (common toad), 1177 nucleotides long. RefSeq names its product lecithin retinol acyltransferase-like. Gene Ontology annotation, biological process: retinol metabolic process. NCBI's taxonomy places the organism in Eukaryota, Metazoa, Chordata, Amphibia, Anura, Bufonidae. The transcript has 2 exons. Bases 21 to 704 code for a protein of 227 amino acids. Gene Ontology annotation, molecular function: phosphatidylcholine-retinol O-acyltransferase activity. The record is from RefSeq and is a predicted model, not a curated record.
CCAGCAAACAACUACCGAAGAUGAAAAAUCCAGUCUUAGGUUUACUGUCAUUUCUUUUGGACAAGAUAUUGUUCUUUGUAAAACCAAAACCAAACUGCAUUUCAGUAGCUGACACGAAUGGUAAUAUGUACGAGACAUCGCUCUUUAAAAGAGGUGAUCUUCUGGAAGUUCCACGCACUCUCUUUGUCCAUUUUGGCAUCUACCUUGGAAAUAAUCAAGUUGCACAUUUGAUUCCAGACAUUCUUCCAGUUUUAACUUGCAAAAAGACUUAUGUUGAGAAAGUUGUGACUAACAAGAGAUUGAUAGGAGGAGUGCUAGCUAAAAUAGCUAGUGUGAGAGUGGACGAUGUGCAGGAUUUUGCGUAUGGUGCUAUUAUAUUACUCAACAGCAUGGACCAACAUGUAAAAAAAAUACCUCUUUCUAAUGAAGAAGUGGCUCAGAGGGCUGAGAAACUUGUGGGAACCACAUCUUAUAGCUUGCUGUGGGACAACUGUGAGCAUUUUGUCACUUACUGCAGAUAUGGAACUGCUGUGAGCUUACAGACUGACAAGUUUUGCGAGAUCGUGAAGAAGAUCAUUCGAGACCAAAGAAGUGUUGUGAUUUCGGCUGCUUUAGGAUUGGCAUUGACGCUUUGUGUGGGAGUAGGCCCAUUUACCACUCUUCCCAGCUUUCUUUUUACCUUCACCCUCUGGAUGGCUAGCUGAGCUGGAUCAUGUGUGACAGGACAAAGCGACCAGAUGAUGAAUGGCCAAAUCUGCUGUGAGCCUUCAAAAUGUACUACAUUCGCUUCAGAAAACUUUCAUAGAAAUGGAAAGUAUUGGCCAAACCUGUGAGUGAGAACACUGGAGAUCAGUAGCUUUGGGUACUGUAGUAUUGUAGCAUACUUAUGAGAAGAAUUUCCAACAAGAUUUUUCUUUAAAAGAUUUAUUACAAAGAAAUUAUACCAUUAAUGUUUUAGCACAGUGUGAAUAUUGUAUUUACCAGACUUAUAGACUUUAAAGUGUUGUCAUGAUGUGGAUGUUUAUGCUAUUGGUUUAGAAAUAGUUAGGGCAAGUUCACAUCACCAUAUUUUUUCUGUUGUUCUGAUCCAUUAGAAAAACAGAAAAAUAAAGUCCUGCAUGCAGGCCUUUUUUUUCCCUGUCUAAAAUAAUGGAUCCCCCAUUCUCUGGAACUCGCU